CCACCCUCAACCCCGUCGCCCUUUUCUCCCUUUACCUAUUCUCCUUUCUUCUUCUCCCUCUGCCGCCGCGCUCUCUCUCCACCUCCUCCCUUCGCUUAUCUCUCUCCACCCGCACCCUCCUCCUCCAGAAAAGUCAUUUUUUAGCCCGUGGAAGCUUCGAGGAUCCUCUCGCCCACCCGCGCCGUCGGGCGCGGCGCCUCCGUACGUCGAGGCGGCGGUCCGGACCCUUCACUGAAUUGAAUUGACUAAGAAAACCCAGGACAGUGCUUGUUGUAGUGGCAGUGGCACCAAGCAGCUAGAGGAAGAGCUUUGGCCUUUUGCGAUCGAACAACCUAUGAACAGUUGAAGCCUACAUAACCAUGAUCAUGGAUGCUCUUUGUGAUUUCUGCGGGGAGCAAAGGCCAACAAUUUAUUGCCGAUCGGAUGCCGCAUCCUUAUGCUUAUCGUGCGACCAUAAUGUGCAUUCGGCUAACACCCUUUCCCAGCGACAUAUGAGGACCCUUCUGUGUGAUCGUUGUGCUUCACAGCCUGCAGCAGUCCGGUGUCUUGAAGAGAACACCUCACUUUGCCAAAACUGUGAUUGGAACGGGCAUGCCGCGACAUCCUUGGCUGCCGGGCAUCUAAGGCAGACCAUAAACUGCUACUCAGGGUGCCCAUCAUCAGAAGAGCUGGCAAGAAUCUGGUCCUUUGAUUUUGAUGCCCCUUCUGCAGCUACUGAGCCGAACUGUGAGGAAGGAAUAAGCAUGAUGAGCAUUAAUGACAGUGGUGUCAGUAACCAUUGUGGCGUUCAACAGGAUUGCAGCUUGCUGGAUAUAGCUAACACAUCACUCAUGAGUGAUCCGCCCACUGUCGAAAAGCUUAAAUCCGAAGACGAAAUGAAUCUUCGGCCACUUCCUACGCAUCAGCCUGCUCAAUCAGUUUCUAUGGCACCUAAGGUACCCAGUGUAACAGAUGACGAUAUGUUCAAUGAUGGCAGAGUAUACGAAAACUUCUGUGUGGAUGAUAAUGACCUGACAUUUGAGAAUUAUGAAGAACUGUUUGGUACUCCACACGUUCAGACAGAGCAACUAUUUGAUGAUGCUGGAAUUGACAGUUUCUUUGAAAUGAAGGAAAUGCCAGCUGCUGAUUGUGACCAGCAGCUCACCCCCGUGCAACCCGAAUGUAGCAACGCGGUAUCUGCUGAUUCCGGUCUUUGUGUUCCUGCAAGGCAGGCCAUAUCUACUAUUUCCCUCUCGUUCUCUGGUUUGACUGGUGAGAGCAAUGCUGGAGAUCACCAAGAUUGUGGGGUAUCACCACUGCUCCUUAUGGGCGAGCAACCCUGGCUUCCUCCUGGUUCUGAAGUAUCAUCUGCCGGUGGUAGCAGAGGUAGUGCUCUCUCACGGUACAUGGAGAAGAAGAAGAGAAGAAAAUUCGACAAGAAGAUCAGGUACGCUUCUCGCAAGGCUAGGGCAGACGUGAGGAAGAGGGUCAAGGGCCGGUUUGUCAAAGCCGGCGAAGCAUACGACUAUGAUCCGCUCAACGAUACACGAAGCUACUGAAGCCCAAAUGCCAUUGGCUAUAUCCAUCCAGUGUCAGACUAGCAACAAUAUAACCUUCGGCAGCUCAUGUGGUGUCGCUCGCACUAAGAAAAAGAAAGAGAAGACCAGCAAUUGUGCCGGACAGCGCAGCCGGAAAAGCGUUAAAAAAAACACCAGCUGGUGAGUUGGAAAAUACUACAGAUAGAGAAGCUGCAAACACGCAGGAAGUCCAGGUUGUGCCGCUGCUCCAUUUUCUUUCUCCUUGGAAGUGGAUGGAGCGUGCGUGCAUAUAUCAUUUUCUUCUUGGUGGGUGGUUUCGAUCACCCUCCACCAUCUGCGCAUUAAUCCAAUACAAUUACAGGGACAAGUCCUCCCAGCUCACCACCCACCGCAUGCGUGGGCAUAUACCUGCCGCUGCUUCCGUGUGCGGUGCGCUGGCUGCCAGGUCCUGAUUAAUUAUACUCGUGUAGUUUCUUCCUGUAACAUUAUUUGUUUAAGACGCAGGCGCUGGCAGCCUUGUUUAAAAACGAACUGGGGCGCCUGUUAUAACUUGUAAAGUCUGUUCCUGUAAAUUUAAAGAUGCUGGGUAUGAAGCGGAAGUUUGCAUGUA
Aegilops tauschii subsp. strangulata is the source of this 2127-nucleotide messenger RNA. Its product is annotated as zinc finger protein CONSTANS-LIKE 10. Gene Ontology annotation, molecular function: zinc ion binding; protein binding. NCBI's taxonomy places the organism in Eukaryota, Viridiplantae, Streptophyta, Magnoliopsida, Poales, Poaceae. The record is from RefSeq and is a predicted model, not a curated record.